AUGUCUACCCCUUUCUUGAACUUUGACGGGACUCCUCUUAGUGAUCCCGUUAUCGGCUAUGGUGGAACCGGAGUCGUUGUUCAACAGGAUGGCAUCGCAGUUAAGAUUCCAUUAAGGUAUAUCAGUGAUAGUAACAUUGAUGCCCAAGCGAACCUGAAAGUCAUCAGGCAUGAAAUAAGUGUGUAUCAACGGCUACAGGGUUGUGAUGGUGUUGCAUGUUGUUUUGACUUCCUUGGUGAUUGUAUUCGAAUGGAGUUGAUGGAAAACGGAGAUCUUGCUGCAUAUAUAAAGAAACGACGCCCACCUCGAUCGGAUCAGCUCUCAUGGUUUCGGCAAAUGGCUCAUGGCCUUGCCCACAUACACGACCGCUGCGUUGUAGUAGCAGAUAUUGCUACAAAGAACCUUCUUCUCAGCGCCGACCUCUCCAUAAGAUUCUGUGACUUCUCCGAGUCCUCUAUUCUGCCCCUCAAUACUGAUAUGGAGCGCGUCGAUGAGCGUGGCUACUCGAUUUACACAGACAUGGGCCAACUGGGUGCAGUGAUGUAUGAGGUUGUAACUGGGUACCCUUGCGAAUUUGAUCUAUUUAGGGAUCAACCGUCAGGGCCCGCCUGCGCCGCCUGGCCACGACGGGAUAUUUUACCUUCCACCCAGAAUGUCUGGCUUGGUUCCAUCAUUGAAAGGUGUUGGGUUAAGAAUGCAUUCCAGAACGCGAGAAGUCUGCUGGCUGUGCUGGAAGCGGUUACUCUGGAUUGUCCACUUGAACAUGAAAGGAGCUCCAUGAACAUUUAG
Histoplasma capsulatum G186AR is the source of this 789-nucleotide messenger RNA. RefSeq lists its product as uncharacterized. Bases 1 to 789 code for a protein of 262 amino acids. Lineage: Eukaryota; Fungi; Ascomycota; Eurotiomycetes; Onygenales; Ajellomycetaceae. Gene Ontology annotation, biological process: protein phosphorylation. The record is from RefSeq and is a predicted model, not a curated record. Gene Ontology annotation, molecular function: ATP binding; protein serine/threonine kinase activity. The transcript has a single exon. Gene Ontology annotation, cellular component: cytoplasm.